AUGCCCGGUACUAAGCUAUCCGAAACUAUUCGUGAGUAUGAGACCACGAGAUAUGAUGAGUUGUUACGCGCGACAUGUCGUCCGAUUGGAGAGGUCGAAACUGCAGAUCUUUCAAUGUGUCCGGAUAUGAUCCUCACCAGUCUUGCUCAGCUAGCCACAUGCCGGACCACAACCGAACGCUCGCUGAUAUCUCUGUUUGACGAGUCAAAGCAGUACAUCGUUGCUGAGGCCACUCCUACGACGUCUUUGAUACCCAGCACAAGGACCAGUGGUGAUGAUGCGUUUUGGCUCUGCGGUACACAUAUUGCGCGUAACGAUGGGGUCUGUGACUACACCUUACGCGCCAUCGAGGACACGUUACAGGAAGAAGGCUCUGACGAGUUGCCCAUCGUUGUCGUCCAAGAUCUAGUCACAGACCCGCGAUUUGAAUCAAGUCCGUACUGCCAGCCCGGAAGUCUUGCUAGGUUCUACGCGGCUGUGCCUAUUCGAUCUCCUCGUGGUAUCAAUAUUGGCGUUUUAUGCGUGAUUAAUUCGACUCCAGGCGCCGACUGGCACGAGGAGCAAUCAAAUGUCUUGCGUGGUUUGGCGCAAACCGUCAUGGACCAUCUUGAAGGUAACCGGGUGAAGAGUGUGUUGAAGCGUAACGUGCAGAUGAGUGUUGGGCUACGCAAGUUUUCGGAUGGACGGUUACUAUCUUCCAAGACAAAGCCUAAUACAGUUGAGAAGUCAGAGAGGAUUAAGAACCCGGAACUUAGGGAUACAGCGCCCUCGAGCGAAAACACGAGCAGUCUUGACUCUAACCACACCGGAGUAAAUUCUCAUGAACUCGCAUCCGCCACAAAUACUUCCCGCUUGAGUACUUUGGACAUCAAUCGCCAUGAGCCUACACCCACGAACCCUUUCAUUGAAGCAGCCGAUAUUAUCAAGGAAGCCUUUCAUGUUGAUGACUGCGUUUUCUUCAGCGGCGAUUCUCACGAUCUGCAUGUCAUGCACUCACCUGAAACCGAAAGUGGAAGCAACGUGUCGCAUGGAAGAUCACGCAAUACGAGCGUGUACAGCGGUGAAGGUAGUAGAAACGAUGGUCCGUCUGCUCAAUCGCUGUUACCCUGCCAGACACUUGGCUCGUCUGCCCAGCAUAACUCUGCUGAACACGGUGACCUUUCACAGCUACUUCUAUCUCAGAUGCUGAAGGAGUAUCCUGAAGGUUGCAUUUUUGAUUCUUUGUCCAAUCAUGUUACCAAGCUCGAUGGUGGCAGCGAUACCCAAAGACAAGGUCCUUCUGCUACCACGGCAUUGGGUGAUGAUGCUCACAUCGAAGGCGUUACGGACUUUGGUGGACAGAAUACAGACAUGACGAACGACUACAUUCAUGACGAAAAGGACAUAUUUAACGUCUUCCCAAGUGCAAGAACCGUCGCCUUCAUUCCUAUAUGGGAUCCUCAAACAGGGGCGUGGUCCAUUGGCGGCUUCAUAUGCUCUAACACGCCUCGUUACGUAUUCGACGCGAACAGCGAAAUGCCUUUUUUACGAGCCAUUGGAUCACUCGCAGCGUCAGAAGCUCUACGCCUAGAAACACUAGCGGCUAACAAGUCCAAAUCAGAUGUUCUUGGCUCGAUAUCCCAUGAGUUGCGGUCUCCACUUCACGGAAUCACAUUGGGCAUGGAGUUAUUGAAUGAUUCUGGUCUGGGACCCGCGCAACAGAAUUUAGCUCACAUGAUCGAAACGUGUUGUCGUACUCUAUCGGACACAACAGAGCAUCUGCUGGAUUAUUCUAAAGUAAACAAGGUUGCACGGCCUCAAAAGCUACUUAAUGGAUCUCAAGGAGACUCGGGUCCGAAUACGAUGGCCGCAGAUCCAUUAACACGAGCUGUCCAUCUUGAUCUGCUUUUGGAAGAUGUGAUGGAAAGUGUUUACGCCGGCCACAAUUACCAACAGCUAUCAAUAGCGCAGAUGUUCAGCCACUCCAAGGUUCGAAGUCAUGCUGAUACCCGAGCUAUCCGACAACUAGACUCUAUACAGGCUGCGGAGGAACUCAACCCCACAGGUAGCAAUGCUAAUCAACAACAACUACAAAACAAGGAUCUAUCUGUCUUUUUGAUUUACGACCCGGCGUAUUCAUGGAAUUUCAGAACGCUUCCCGGGGCUAUUCUCCGCAUCGUUAUGAAUUUAUUCGGAAAUUCCCUCAGGUAUACAACAAAAGGUCUCAUCAAGAUUACAAUGACCCAGGAUCAACCACAAGAUGACAGCAAGGAACGCACGGUCACAUUGGUUAUCGAAGAUACAGGAAAAGGUAUCAGCGAAGAAUUUCUCCGGAAUACCAUCUUCAAACCCUUUUCGCAAGAGAAUCAACUGGCGACUGGCACAGGCCUGGGGCUGAGCUUUGUGCAGAGAGUUGUAGCUCAGCUUGGUGGCAGCAUCUCCAUCACAAGUCAGAUCAACUUCGGCACCAAGGUCACCGUGACAUUGCCUAUGACUCUGGAGAGUGUUUCUAUAACCCGGGACCCAUUAGCGGACCAGCCCGUCAGGAUACAGUCACCAAUCCGCGGCUUACGCGUCCAAGUGAUCGACUCAGUUGAGGGUAUUGAUAACCCUCCACAGCAACGCCGUACGGCAGAUUCUGUGAUGGAUAUGCUGUGUAGCGACCAUCUUGGGCUGAAGCUCUGCUCCAAAAAAGACUCGGAACAACUAGCGCCUGAUGUUAUUAUGACGAACCCUGCAGUAUACGAUGCAUCCAAGUCAAAUCGAUCAUGGAGAGAGCUGCCUGUUCUUGUGGUUUGUCCUAAUGCUCUAGUUGUACACAAUUAUGAGUCGGCCCCUACACCUGCCGGCAAUACAAAGUUCCACGGAUUUGUUUCUCAACCUAUAAGCCCAUUUAAGCUCGAAAGGGCUAUAUCCAGAGUCAUGAACCUCUGGGGGGAAUCGCAAGAAAGUCCACAAGAUCAGCAAACGCCACCCAGCCCCUCUGGGACCACGUCACCGGGCCCCACAAUGACUCCCGAUACAUCAGUUAUAGGUAGUCCGUUUGGAAACGCAACUCCGGCCGAGGGUUACUUCCAGAUACCCCAGUUUCUACUAGUAGAGGACAAUCCCAUCAACCUUAAGAUCCUUACAUGUUUUAUGAAGAAACUCAAACAACAAUACGAGACGGCAACGAACGGCGAGGAAGCUGUUGCCGCUUAUAAAGAGAACCCAGGGCGGUUCUUGUAUAUCCUGAUGGAUAUUUCGAUGCCUGUCAUGGAUGGUCUAGAAGCAACAAGACAAAUACGCGCGUUUGAGAGCUACCAUGGUAUUCCGGCGAGUGUGGUGCUGGCCAUCACCGGGCUGGGAUCCGAGAGCACGCGAGAAGAAGCUACUCGGAGUGGUGUAGAUUUCUUUAUCACUAAGCCUGCCAAGCUCAAGGAGUUAGAAGCAGUCCUCAAAAGUCAGGGGUUUGUAGUGUAA
This is a messenger RNA of Fusarium sp. VM40, 3441 nucleotides long. NCBI's taxonomy places the organism in Eukaryota, Fungi, Ascomycota, Sordariomycetes, Hypocreales, Nectriaceae. The record is from the annotation of a GenBank genome assembly.